Messenger RNA from Talaromyces marneffei, 1329 nucleotides. RefSeq lists its product as uncharacterized. Gene Ontology annotation, molecular function: triacylglycerol lipase activity. The coding region runs from base 1 to 1329 and encodes 442 amino acids. The transcript has a single exon. NCBI's taxonomy places the organism in Eukaryota, Fungi, Ascomycota, Eurotiomycetes, Eurotiales, Trichocomaceae. The record is from RefSeq and is a predicted model, not a curated record. Gene Ontology annotation, biological process: lipid catabolic process.
AUGCGCUCUUCAUACAUUCUCUCUUUGGCGCUAUGCCUCGCAGCAUCCGCCCUCUCUCACACCCUCCCAACACGUAAUUCACCAGCUCUUCCCCCCUCGCAAGACCCCUGGUACACCGCGCCAGAAGACCUCCUCUCGUACCCAGCAGGAAGCAUAAUCCGAGUCCGCCCCGAUCCAUUGGCCAUCUACGCCGCAAUUGGCAAAAACCUGACUUCCGCAAGCUACAACAUCCUCUACCGCACGACCGACAGCAACGAUCUGCCCACUUUCGCAGUUACGACUCUUCUCACUCCUGUGUUGAAGUCUAGUAGCGGCAAGAAAUCUCAGGGAUUGGUGUCGUACCAAAUACCCUACAACUCCCCGUCGGUCGACGCAAGUCCCUCCUGGACACUUUCCACAGGACUUAACUGGACAUUCCCCGACAUUACGGCUGCGCUUCAGCAAGGAUGGUACGUUAGUGUAACCGACUUCGAGGGCCCCAAUGCCACUUUUGGCGUGGGCGCUGCUGAGGGCCACGCCGUUCUCGACGGAUUGCGCGCGGUGACUAAAUCCUCUUCUUCCCCCGCUGUUGCCUCUGGGGUUAAAGCAUGGAAAAUCGGCCUUUGGGGCUACUCCGGCGGCUCAAUUGCGAGUGAAUUCGCCGCCGAGCUUCGCGCCUCGUACGCACCCGAGAUGGAGAUUGCGGGCGUCGCCAUUGGCGGUUUACCAACCCCAAUUACUGCGGUAUCGCAAGUCGUCAACAAAACCCCUUUUGCAGGAUUGAUCAUUUCUGGAUUAUGGGGGUAUGCCAACGCAUUCCCCCUCGUGGAAUCGUAUUUGCUCAGCCGACUCACAGACGAAGUCAAAGCCUCCGGCAACUUCACCGCAGCUCGAAGUAUGGUUAUCGACGAAAUCUUUGCCGUGUACCGCUAUGUGGACGUCUUUUCAUACUUUAUCGGCGGCGAGGCUGAUAUUUUCUCGAGUACCCUGUUGCACUACUUUUGGGAUAUACAGGGGACCAUGGGGAUUCAUGGGCUGCCUGACGUACCCAUGUACGUCUACAAGGCGAUUGGUGAUCAAUUGGCGCCUAUACAGGACACCGAUGCUUUGAUUGACAAGUAUUGUGCUGCAGGCCAAGCGGCCGCGGCACGGAAAGAGGGCGGAGUGCAGAUUUUGUAUGAGAGGAACACAAUCGGUGGACAUGUUGCCGAGGAGGGUAAUGCCGAUACGGCUGCGGUUGAGUUUUUGAGUCAGGCGAUCAAUGGUAAGUUGGGUGCUGGGUGGCCUGGAAAUGGUGGGUGUGUGGUAAGGAAUGUGACUGUUGGAACUCAAACGUUUCCGGAUUGGUAG